AUGUUGAUCACCAGCUGCCUCACAUCUCCCAAGUUCUUCACGGGCUCAUCCAGCCCUGCACCUUCAAAAGAUCUGAAGGUUGAUGAGAAGAUUAACAGGGAUUACAGUUACAAGAAGGCUUUUAUGCCUCGGCGAGAGUUGCUUUAUCAAGAAAUCACUCAUUCCAUGCCACCUGAAAAAAUUAGCAUCUUUAAAUCCCUAGACGACUGGGCUAAGGACAACAUCUUAACUCACUUGAAACCUGUUGAAAAGUGCUGGCAACCUCAAGAUUUUCUGCCUGAUCCAGCGGCUUCCCGAGAUGACGGUUUUCAUGAGCAAGUCAAGGAACUGAGGGAGAGGGCAAAGGAGGUUCCAGAUGAUUUCUUUGUUGUUUUGGUGGGAAAUAUGAUCACUGAGGACGCCCUUCCCACUUACCAAACAAUGCUCAACACUUUGGAUGGAGUUGCAGAUGAAACAGGUUCAAGCCCUACUUCUUGGGCAGUCUGGACCAGGGCCUGGACUGCUGAAGAGAAAAGGCAUGGUGACCUUCUUAAUAAGUAUCUCUAUCUCACCGGACGAGUCGACAUGUCCCAAAUUGAGAAGACCAUUCAGUAUUUGAUUACUUUUGGAAUGGAUCCCGGGGGAGAGAACAAUCCCUACUUGGGGUUCAUAUUCACUUCAUUCCAGGAAAGGGCUACCGCUAUCUCUCAUGGGAACACUGCCAAACUUGCCAAGAAGCAUGGGGACUUGAAGUUGGCACAAAUAUGCGGCAUAAUAGCCUCAGAUGAGAAGCGCCAUGAGGCUGCCUACACCAAGAUUGUGACCAAGCUCUUUGAGUUGGAUCCUGAUUAUACUGUCAUUUCUUUAGCUCACAUGAUGAGGAAGAAAAUCACCAUGCCAGCUCACUUGAUGUAUGAUGGCCGUGAUGACCACCUUUUUCAACACUUUUCCAGUGUUGCGCAGCAGUUAGGUGUCUAUACCGCCAAUGACUAUGCCGAUAUAUUGGAGUCGUUGCUUGCCACGUGGAAGGUAGAAACCCUUGUCGGACUUUCACCUGAAGGCCGAAAGGCUCAAGAGUUUGUUUGUGGGUUGCCACCGAGAAUAAGAAAGCUAGAGGAAAGAGCUCAAGCAAGGACCAAGCAACCACCCAUGUCCGUACCUUUCAGUUGGAUUUUUGGUAGACAAGUGAGGCUUUUGUGA
Molecule: messenger RNA, 1179 nt
Organism: Prunus mume (Japanese apricot)
Lineage: Eukaryota; Viridiplantae; Streptophyta; Magnoliopsida; Rosales; Rosaceae
Product: stearoyl-[acyl-carrier-protein] 9-desaturase, chloroplastic-like
Biological process (GO): defense response; fatty acid biosynthetic process
Cellular component (GO): chloroplast stroma
Molecular function (GO): stearoyl-[ACP] desaturase activity; stearoyl-CoA 9-desaturase activity
Source: RefSeq, a predicted model, not a curated record